This is a messenger RNA of Etheostoma spectabile (orangethroat darter), 3919 nucleotides long. RefSeq names its product palmdelphin b (gene palmdb). The record is from RefSeq and is a predicted model, not a curated record. Gene Ontology annotation, biological process: regulation of cell shape. Gene Ontology annotation, cellular component: membrane; cytoplasm. The coding region runs from base 269 to 3208 and encodes 979 amino acids. The transcript is spliced from 8 exons. Lineage: Eukaryota; Metazoa; Chordata; Actinopteri; Perciformes; Percidae.
ACAGAGAGAGGGAGAGAGAGAGGGAGAGUGAUGAAGACAGAGAGAGAGAGAGAGGGCGAGGGAGAGAGAGAGAGAGAGCGAGAGAGAGAGAGAGAGAGAGAGAGAAAGUCAUCCCAGUCAGUCUGAAUCUCUCUCUGCCUACACAAUCUGCAGACACAACCCCGGGCUCAGUAAUGUUGAAUACGCUGCAGGAGUGAGCUCUACCUUCCUCACACGCUCUGCGAUCACCUGCUCGGCGACACACACACACAGCGCACACCCGGCCAUCAUGGAGGAGGCUGACCUGCUGAAGGAGAGGCUCCAGGCCAUCACGGACAAAAGAAGAAUCCAGGAGAACAUCGCCAAGAAAAGGAGACAGAUCGAAGAGGAGAAACUAAAACUCCAGUAUAUAAAGAAGAAAGCCCUGAGGGAGCAGUGGCUGAUGGAUGGUCUGAGUAAGCAGUCGGAGGAGGAACAGGAGGCCAUGAGGCUUCAGGCUCAGGACGAACAGCAGCAGAGUGAUCACCUGCAGAGCAACAUCCUCAGAAUAGAGAAGGAGAUCGAGGCCUUGGAAACCCAGGAGCUCAACAUCUCUGCCAAUGAAGAAGUCGUUCUGAAACGAUUGAAAGAGGUGGAGAGGACGGCCGAGGACAUUAUCAAGAGAGCUACCUCGGUGGAUGGAAAAGACCUGAACGAAGGUUCCAGCACAACUGAGAAUCACAACUCUUUCUCCGUCACCAUGGAAACCAUUGAACAAUCAGAGCUGGCGAUGGACUGUGAAGUAGAGGUCUCUGUGGCUAAUUCCCCUGAACAAGGGAAGGAUUUCAGUGCAGAUGAUGAGCAAAAUGGUUCAGAGACAGACUUAUCAGAUUUCCCAGGGGAAGCAGCGAUACUUGGUAAAUUAUUAACUGACCUUCCAUCUGGCACCAUUGAGAUUGACAAGCCUGACUGCUCUGAGACCAGCAUUUGCAGUGAAACGCCUUGUCAAGGUCAAAAUGAAGCUUUGAUAUUAGAAUCAGGGCAUGAAGAGCUCAACAGAAAUGAGUCAAUCGCCUCAUCUGUGUCCGACACACUCUCCAGUGCUGACAGUGUAUAUGAGAACGAGACCCAUCGUAAGAGGCAGGACAUACCAGAACAAGAUCCUGAGCAAGAACAAGUCCCAGAGUCUGACCAGUUUCCUGAGCCAGAACCAGACAAUGAAGCAGAGCAGUCUCCUGAGCCAGAGCAAGACCUUGAACCAGAGCAAUACCCUGAGUCAAAGCAAGACCCUGAACCAGAGCAAUUCCCUGAGGAAGAGGAAGACCUUGAGCUAGGGCACUACCCUGAGCAAGAGGAAGACCUUGAGCUAGGGUAUCACCCUAAACAAGAGGAAGACCUUGAGCUAGGGCUCUACCCUAAACAAGAGGAAGACCUUGAGAUAGGGCACCACCCUAAACAAGAAGAAGACCUUGAGUUAGGGCUCUACCCUGAGCCUGAACAAUACUCUGACACAGACCAGUACCCUGAGCCGGAGCAAUACCCUGAGGUAGAGUUGUACCCUGAGCCAGAGCCUGAGGAUAAUGAACUUAGCCUUGAAGGCGGUGGUUACCAAAAUGUGGCAAUAGACACAGAAGAAGACCCAGAUGCCCACGACAUCCAGUUUGAACCGCCCAUUACAGAGGAGUCGAUAUUAGAGCAGUGUAUUAGAGAAGAUGCAAUGUCAGAUGUUUCCAAUGAGUCCUGCCAGGACCAAAUGGACGAAUGCCUACACGCUGAGAUUGCGGCAGCUUCCUCAGACAGUGAUAAUGAUGAAAAAUGGAGAACAAUAUUCUCUUCUUCUAUAAAUAGAGAAGACGAUGACUCAUAUUUGGACAGUCUUCAGCUGAGUGCCCAGGAGCUGUUUGUGCAGAAAGUUGAGGUGACAGACUUUGAGGAACAAGACAACAAUGUUGAAGAAGUUACUUUUGAGGUUCCACAAGCGGAAGAAGUUCUAGAACAACCUGAAGAUAAAAUUUCCUUUCCUAGCCCUCCACAAGAGGUUAAAUAUAACCCUUUAGGCCUUCAAUGUUUGUCCAAAAUCUCUGAAGAUGACAGCGAAAAUGGCAGAGAUGCCAAUCAUAAUCACACUACCCACCAUAAGCACAUCAAUGCAGAUUUGAACAAGAAGCUACCUAAAGACUUUUGUGUAAUACAAGAAACCAAGAGCAAGAAUGUUAGCACAGAGCAUGUGGACUUUCAGCUGGCUCGUAAACAGUGGCGGGAAAUGGAGGAGCAGACCAUGAACAAGGUUGUCUUACCUACAACCAAGCAGCCCAGCUUCCAUGGCAGCCACAGCUUCAUGUACACACCAGUCCGCAACAUUGAAAGAACUCACAAGAAAGCCCAUGACCUGGAGAACUUAAAUCUGGUUGGCGAUUAUCCUCACACCCAAUUCAGCCCUUGCUCAGAGGAUUCUGGCCUGGAUGAUUCCAGUUACAGGUCCCCUUACGAUGACCCAGAAACACAAGUUGAAAGGGAGAUUCGCAUAUCAAUGGAGCGAGAGGAAAACUUCAGGAGAGAGAGGGUCUUCUCAAGGAUGGGCAAGUCCACUGAUUGUGCUCCAUCACGAAGUAUCCCAAGAUCUAAAAGCACUCCACUAACACCGUCAUUCAUCAUCACCUCCUCACCCACUAAGGAACCGCUGAAACAUGAAGUAUCAGCAAACAUUAUCAUUCUCGACCCUGGCAAUGAUUUCACCUCGAGCCCAAGAUUUGGCAAAGACCACGUGGCAGCUCAGUCUGGCGAGUGGCGCUCCGAGGACAACAGCUCCAACCUCAUCAUCCUUGAAACAUCCAAUCUUAUUAUUCGCAGUGCCUCCGAGUUCUCCCUUAACAAAGCCUGUGAGCAGCCCCAGGAGAAAAUGUUCCUGAACAACCCCUUUUUCAAGCUGCGUUCAAGAAGCACAAUGUCACUGGUGGAUGAAGAGAUUAAGAUGGUGAAUCAGAGGGAGGACGAUCUGAGGAAAGAGAGGGCAAAUCUGUAUGGCGAAGACAGGUUCAAUACUGAAAGGAUAUUGUCAAAUAAUAAGGACACUUUGGCAUUUGACAAUUCAGUGGAUGUACCAUUGAAGUGCAAGUCCUCGCCAUCAUCACCAAUGAAAACAGCCUACAGGAUGGAUCGUUCUGCCUUGUCCUGUGAUCACAGAUCUAAUCACCUGAGAGAGGAGGUGGAAGUGAAGGAGGUGGAGGUGGAGGUGGAGGAAGUGCUUUGAAAGCAGGUAAACAAUCAGCUGUUUUUCUCAGUUUCCAGAGGUCUACGCAGGAGGAAGACGCAAGAGUUCCAUGGCUCUGCGCUGGGAGGCGGGCGAGUUUACAAAAACCGAGUGAAGAGGACCCGGUCAACAGUUUGCCAUUUAAGGGCAUUGAUUGUCAAUGUUAUACUCAUUCAAGUUAAAUGCAGUGUUGCAGUUGUUUGUUUCAUCUUGUGACAUAACCUAAACGCUCUGCUUCUGUAAUGCUUUGGACAAAACUAGCAAGACAAUGACAAUGUUCAUGGCCACAUUACUUUGGACAAGGUGCAUCGAGUUGUAUACUGUACCAUGGACAUAGAUAACCAUGGACAAAUAAAUUCCAGAUGGCCAGAGGGUGGGGGUUAUUUUCACCACUGGCGUGGCCUCAUCACUUUUGAAUCAACACUCAUAGCUGGAAGGUCAUUAGGUCACUAGGCUUCAGCUUCUACUACUUGUUGGAGUAGUAAAAUAACGUGUAUUACAAUAUUAACGGGGGCAGUGCCAACAUACAGUUUCCAUUUAAAACAAAUGAUCAAAAACAAUACAAAUAUUUUGAACCGUGGUCAUGGAAAACACAAGAAGCAAAUCCAGGUUGUCAGCUUAUGGGUCAUGCAAUCAUUUUCAAUAGCUGCACGUCUCCUUGUGGAUUAUCACUUGCCUAUUGAAGAACUGUUUUUAUGGUCUAAUCCAGAA